AUGACGAGAAUCUUUCUAACCGGAGCUUCAGGCUACAUUGGCGGAGAUGUGCUUUAUGCACUGAAAUCGGCCUUCCCAGGAUUGCAGUACACGGCAUUGUUGAGGGACCAGGACAAAGCACAUGCCAUUUCCAAAGUCUAUCCCGAUGUGCGUGUCAUCUCAGGAGACCUAGACUCUUCCUCCAUCCUGGAGGAACAGGCCCGUGAGGCAGAUAUUGUCAUUCAUACCGCCAGCUCAAACCACAUCAAAAGCGUCGAAGCGAUUGCGCGUGGUCUCACUGCCCCGGGCAGAUCCAAGCCAGGCCAUUGGAUCCAAAUAUCCGGCGCCAGCGUCCUCUCCAUCCCGGACAUUGAGAACAACGCCUUUGGUGAAGCCUCGGACAAGGUCUACAACGAUCUCGACGGAGCGGACGAGCUCCAAAACCUCAUCCAGCGAUACUCGGCGAAACGAGUAGUCGACAACCUUAUUCUCAGUCUGUCGCCGGCGAACCGACCCAAAACGGCGCUCAUCUUCCCUCCGAUCAUCUAUGGCCGCGGCCGAGGGCCCAUCAACCAGCGGAGCAUCCAGAUUCCCGAGCUCGCGAGAGUGACCAUACAACGGGGCCAGGGGGUUCAGGUAGGAAAGGGAGACAGCACAUGGAGUAAUGUCCAUGUGUCCGAUGUGAGCAGCAUCUUUGUGAAGCUGGUGGAGAAAGUGUUGCGAAAUGAGGAUGGUGAACUGUGGAAUGAGAAUGGGUUGUACUUCCCCGGAUCUGGGGCGGUGUCAUUCGGAGCAAUCUCCACGCACGUUGCCCAAGAAGUGAAGAAUCUCGGUCUUGCGGAUUCUGCCUCGGUAGCGGAGAUCAGCCAUGGAGAAGCGGACUCCCUCACCCCUCACGGAGGAGUACUCUGGGGAACGAACGCCCGGCAGGUAGCCCAGCGAGCCCGCCAGUUCCUGGGAUGGGUUCCAGCGGGGCAGACAUUGGAAGAGGAGAUCCCGGCCACGGUUCUGGCCGAGGCCCAGAAAUUGGGGCUGAAAUAG
Molecule: messenger RNA, 1020 nt
Organism: Aspergillus ibericus CBS 121593
Lineage: Eukaryota; Fungi; Ascomycota; Eurotiomycetes; Eurotiales; Aspergillaceae
Exons: 5
Coding region: 1-1020 (339 amino acids)
Source: RefSeq, a predicted model, not a curated record